Messenger RNA from Sinocyclocheilus grahami, 8246 nucleotides. RefSeq names its product centrosome-associated protein 350-like. Bases 207 to 7805 code for a protein of 2532 amino acids. Gene Ontology annotation, biological process: microtubule anchoring. Lineage: Eukaryota; Metazoa; Chordata; Actinopteri; Cypriniformes; Cyprinidae. The record is from RefSeq and is a predicted model, not a curated record. The transcript has 35 exons. Gene Ontology annotation, cellular component: centrosome. Gene Ontology annotation, molecular function: microtubule binding.
UGGAUAAUGGCGGACCGUCAAAUCUAGCCAACCGCCGUCCUAACUCAUCAUUAAAGCCGGGAAACAUACACCGAAAGGCGGGUAGCGGGUACAAUAAACUUUUAGGUAGAGGUGACAGAAUCGCCAACGGUCCGAUGUGUCCAGCAGUCAGGAAGACAAUGUGGACUGAUGUCUCUGAAUAAAGCUGCUGGAAAGUUGGCAUAGCGAUGUGUAGUCGCUUGCGAAGUGAGGCGGGGCCACCAGCCUCUGUCUCUUCCCAGGCUGCCCUUGUUGGGCAAGACAACAGGAGAGAGAUAUCUCAUGCCUGGAAUUGUCUAAAUCAGACCAAAGCUGCCUUGCGACACAUUGAGAAUCGUCUGGAAGCAGCGCCAGGCACUGGAGUGCUUCUGGACUCCGUGCUAGACACAAAGAAAGCAUCUGUGAGUGGGGGUCGGAAAAUAAGGCGCAGAGAUGGGGAUCAUGUAGAGGAAAGUGGAUCUAAGUCCAGAACACGGAGUCGACGCAGUCCAGACAAAAGUUCCCGCAGUCCCUUGAGGAACAGCACUCUGGACAGUAACGCCAGAAAACCCAGUGCAGUGGAGUUCAGAGAACCACUCGUUUCAUACAGGGAAGCAUCACCGCUGUCAGUGCCCCAGACCCACUCUGAACCAGAAGCCCAUUCCUUACCAACAGAGGUGGGCAUCCCUGAGCCUAACUUUGCACUAAGCCAGCUGGUCUAUCAGCGUGACACCCGAGACAUGCAGACUGCAGACCUGGACAGCCCACGCUCCUCAGCUGUUGACAACGCAUCUGUACGCUACCUCAAUGACCUGUCUGCUCUCAAUGGCGUUCACCAACCUGACCAAGCCCCACAAUGGUCAGAGGUCAACCCCAGAACACACUUACAGGCUCAGACAUCCCAGACUUCCAUGACAUCUAUCACCGGUUCAGUCACAGCUUCACUACGGCUGGAGAGCCUGCGACGUCGACAACCUGAUGAAAAGCUGGAAAAGCUGAAAGACAGAAUCCGCAGACAGAGGGAACAUUUGGAGGAGACAGAAGAAAGAAACAAUCUGCUGGGAUACUUGGAGCAACCUGUGGGUAUUGGGGCGGCAGCACAUAGUACCACAGUACCUACUGCUAAAGUUCGGAAAGUGGCCCCAGCCCCUCCAGCGCCCAUUUACAAAGGCUUCAACACCUGUGAGACUAAGAUUCGCACACCUGAUGGGAAAGUGUGGGCAGAGGAGGACUUCCAGAACUUAAGCAGGGAAAUAUACAGAGACCUGACAAAACAACUUACAGCAGAGAGCACAAAACCAAAGCAGAGGCCUGCUGAGCGAGACAGGGUGAAAGAGAAGAAACCAUCUAAGCCUGUUAGGAAAGUACACAGAUCUUCCUCUGCACCGGACUCAAAUACUAAACCAGCAAUCAGCACAUCAUCGUGGCGAGAUGGGCAGAAGCUGGUGAAGAUGAUGCUGGGGCCGCCGCCACGGUUACACAGAGAGUCUCGGGCGCAGUCCUCAGAGACACAGAUGAGAACAGGAUCUGGUCCCCGUUCCAGCUCUGAUCCUCGUCUUGAGCGUAGCUGGCGUUCAAGGACCACCAGUGCAGAAAGACCUCACAGUCACGUUCUUUCAGAAGAGCCAGCUGGACCUUCCAGAUCAACGGGUAGUGAUAGAAGAAAAUCUCCCAGCACAGACCUUCUCUCGGCUGAUAUCCGUGGCAUCCUAGAUGAUCUGCAGUUGGAGGAGGACAGCAGCAGGAGGCCAGAAGCACCCUGCUCGAAAGUCCAUGCUUCAACCAGAGUUUCUCGUAGUGCCAGCCCUGCCAAGACUACCAAGAGAGCAGAUCCUCCUGAGCAUCCUGUGGCAAAGAAACGGCACUAUGACGCAGAAGCGGUGCGACUGUAUAUUGCUCAAAAACAAGAAGAAAGGAAAAAACAGCAAGCAGAGGAGAGGAGGGCUCAGAGGGAGGAGGAAGAGAAUAAAAAUAAACGCCUACAGGAACUUUACAGGAGACAACGAACAGGGGCCACCAAGGGCCCAGUCGCACCUGAAGGUCCAAUAAAGAAGCGGCUCCAGGAAACAUACACCAAACUUCUGCUGGAACAGACUCAGCUCAGAGAAGAGAUCAAUGGUGGUGCCAUAACUAACAUAGUCCAGCAGCCGAGACCAGUAUACCAGCCAUCUGGAGAGUCUGAUAAAGAAAACAAAAGACAUGAUCGACCACAAAGUGCUACCUCCAGCAGUGAUCUGUCUCUUACAGAGCAAUGUCAGCCUCCUUUCUCCAGGAAUGGGUUGGGAUUUGCAGGGUCACCCUGGCUCCCAUCUGACCAGCGUAGUCCUGCUCUGAGGGUCAGCAGCUCCCUAGUGCCCCCUUCUGGCCAUAUCUUCUCUCAGCUGUUAGAACUUGAUCCAGAACCUUCACUACCUAACAGAGAGUUCCGAACUGCACAUGCGGCAUUCCCCUCAACCACAGGCCACAAAAUGAGCCGUAUUGAGGCUCUUAAGGCCACAGCUGCCUCUCUCUCCAGCCGUAUUGAGAGCGAGGCACGUAAGAUAGCCGGUGCCGGAAUAAACUACGGUUGUGCCAGGGAUACAGGCAUGGGUCUUUUAAUCCCUAACGAUGACCGCUGGGCUAAACCUGUCAGUCCGCCAGUCAGAGAGAAUCCAACAGAUUCUGAUGACCUGGUUGAGAGGAUUGAAAAACUGCUUGCUGAGGGUCAGAGCACCUAUGAUCAGGCCCUUCCAGGUGUAGGCAACCUUCACAGCAUUAGGGAGAGGAUGGAGACUGGGAACAAACAAACACUCAUGCCUUCUGGCCACACUUCUAGAAACACAUGCAAGACCCCUUCUCCUCCAAAGCCCGUUGUUCAGGAAGUUGAGCUGGACUCCAGCGGAGGUUCAAUCAGCGAGGGUCCUUUGCUGAGUGAGGGAAGUAUAUCUGACGAAGACCUGCAAGAGCUGCCCAAAUCCAGACUGGAAACCACAGGAUAUAGUGCACAUCUGAAUGGAGACAGUUUGAACCCAAUUUCACGCUUUCAGAAAGAGGCAGAGAAGCACCUGCCCUUUAAUGUGUCAAGUCUGGUACAAGGAGGAAGCAAUGGAGCGUGGGAAGAACUGGCCAAGGGAAGUCCACACAGUGUUAUCAAUAUAUUUACAAAGAACAUGAGUUACAGUAAAGCGUUUGAAGAGAGGGGCGGUAAGAGUUCUCCGGCUCUCCGCACUGUUCUGUCUGGUGCCAGCUCAUUGGAUGGAAUGGUCUAUGAGGAAGACUUUGUUUCCUCACAUGCCAGUAGCCAAUCAGCAUCCAAGAGAAGUCCCAAUGGGCUCAGUAAUGGCCACUGUCGGUUCAGUCCUUCAGACGAGGUACUAAGUGGCAGAUUUGCAUACAGUAACAGAGCUGGGGAGAGAUCUCAACAUUCACCAGCUCUCACACCUCUCUCCUCUCCACACUCAGCCAGCUCAAGCAGCAAGAGAGCUUCAGAAAGGAGCCUGCUGGAGGGACAAAGAAACACGUCCUCUGCAGUCUCUGAUCUCCCUGCUGAGAGUUUUAAGAAGAGUGGCUCAGACAAAGCAUCCAGUCGCAGCUCUCACAGGAGCUUGGACACAGACAGUACACUCGGGGGUGCCUCAGUCCACUCCAUUCAUAGUUAUUUUGGCUCUGAGGGAAAGAAAUCUCCCCGAAGCCCUCGUACAACUCCUGCCGCUGGUUCUCCAGCCAGCUCUGGUUCUUCCCGGUUGUCUCCAGGUGACAAUAUCUCAAUCAGAGGGUCCACCCAAGGAUCGGGCUCCCCUCGCACAGCUCUGCCCAGUUCCUCCUCCUCCUCCUCUUCAGCUGCUAGGGCUAAAUCCAACCCCUCACCCCAUACUCAAAGCCCAGGAAGAUCAGAGCACAGGACUGCAGGCUCAGCGGAGCUCCAGUUUGCUCCUGGGGUCCUCCAGCAGCGUCUGUCUGCUGAGCUCAGUUACCUGGACGCAGUGGAGGAGUCAGUGCGACAGCUCAGUGAUGUGGAGCGAGUGAGAGGCGUGUCUCUCGCUCAGCAGGAAACAGUCUCGCUCGCUCAGAUUCUCAAGUCUCAGCAACAGAGGCAUGAGCGUGAACUGUAUUUGCUAAGGAUGAAGGCAGAGCAAGAAGCCCUCGAAACACAACGGCAACUGGAAGAAAGCAGACAGAAAGCUGCACGGACCCAUGCAGAGCUGCAAGAGAGUUUGCUCCAGUCUCAACAGCAGGCAUUAGGAGGUUUGCAUGAGGCCACAAACAAGAUGAUAAACCAGCAGACUGAGGCUGCACACCACACAGCUGAAACAGCACGACACAUUAAACAGAUGACUGAGCUGGCUCAUUCACAGAUUGCAGGAGCGCUAAGUGUUCCUGGCCCCUCCAUUACGACCCUGUAUGAUCAACAGAAACAGCACACCCACGGUUUGAAACAGCAGCAGCCACUCCCCCACACGGACAGUAGCUGGAAGAGUGAGCUGUCUCCUGAGAGACAUAAGAGUCCAUCAGAGGUCGAGACGCCACCAGACAGCCUCUCAGAGUCCUUCCUUUCCAGGAGACCCACCAUCAGUGGUGGUGACAGCAGUAGUACCCAGCUAAGUCCACCUCGUUCUGAUCAAAAGGAGAGGAAGACAGCAGGAAAAGACAGGAGCAGUAGUUCAGUGGAGGACCAGGCUCACACCGCUGCCGAUGACUCCCUUUGCUCGGACAUUGUGCGCAGCCCGCUUGAAGAGAAAGGUAAAGCUCACAUUUUUGCGGAGAUCAAACGACUGCAGGAGGCCAAUAAAGCAGCGAGGAGAGAGAGACAGCUGCUCCUCAAACAGCAGGAGGAGAUCGAAAGAAUGCGACACACAACACUCAGACUCAAAGAGAGGCUCAAGAGUGCCGACACAAAGCUGGAGUCACCCGUAUCAGGUGUGGCAGAGGAGUCUGCUCCGCCCAGUGGGAUUGUGACAGACGCAGAGACCCGUAGUUCCUCCCCCAUUUCUGUGUCGGGCAGUGAAACCAGCAGCAUCAUGCAGAAACUGAAAAAGAUGCGCUCUCACAUGGACGAAAAACACUGUUCUCCUGUCCAUUAUUUCUUCUCUGUCUUUACGGCUCAUCACUGGGCCUCUCUGUCUGUCUGUCUCCCAAAACUCAACCCCAAAUUCCAGUUCUUUAUCUACAGCCAGUUGGUCAGGUUUCUCACUAAAAGGGAGCAGCAGUUGAUGCAGAGGCGCAAACAUGCAGAGGAACUUCUUGAGUGGAGGCAGCGGUUGGACGCGGAGGAGGCCGAAGUGCGCCGCAUGGAGAAACAAGCUCUGGAAGCCUGGGAAAAACAACAGCAGCCACGCAACCGAACACCACUGCAGCAACGCAGCUGGGAAAGUGAGCACAAUAAAACCAACGGUGGACAAGAGAGUCCCACAGGACAAGAAGCAGGCAGCGAAGAUGAUGGCUCCCCAGCAUUGUCUGUGUCCAGUGUGCACACUGAUUUGUCUGUUCCAGAGCAGCUGGCCAGCCCUUCCUCAGACCGACCUGUCUCUGAACUCCACUCUCCUCAUCCGAGCAACAGUCCUGCCUCUGAUACUAUCUACUCACCUGAGUUUAACGCCACAGACAGUAAACAGUCUCCUCCAGAGAAAGCCAGCCUCAGCUCUCUUCGACAUUCAGACAGUAGCCAGCCUGGGACUGUCAAUGGCACCAGCGGAAGCAGCAAGAUGCAGGUGCGCUCCAGCUCCAAGACCAGUGAGCCCCACACCAGUGACCCUCAUUCAGCCACUCCAUCCGAGACCACAUCCGAUCAGAGUGAUAUUGAGAGCCGUAUUCGCGCCCUUAAGGAUGAGCUACGCAAGCGCAAAUCAGUGGUGUACCAGCUAAAGAAAGAGCAAAAGAAGAGGCAAAAAGAGCGACUGAAAGCUCAGGAGGCGAGUCUGCUGAAACAGUUGGAGCUCUCGGGACAAACUAACUUUGCCAAUGGAUUCUGGGCCGGGGUUGAACUGGACAACCCUGAGGGAAGUAACAAUGGAACUUACGAUGGGGUGGUGUACUUUGAGUGUAGGGAAAAACAUGGUAUAUUCGCCUCAACAGACGAGAUCUCUCGUCUUCCAGAGAAAUUUGAGGCCAGUGCAGACACUGAAGAUGAAGAUUCAUCAUAUGAUGACCAGCCAAAUAGUAAAAACAAAGGUUCUGAGAAACAGUUGGUACACAGAAAUCUGUUAAACAAAAUGAAAGGAGAAAAAUCUGACCUAGAUUUGCAUCCUGAGGCCAGAAAGCCUUUGGAUGAACAUGAAAAGCCAUUGGAACGCAACAUCAAACAGCUUUCAACUGGGCAAAGCACCUUUAUUAAAUCUCAGCAUAACCUGGAUUUUAAUGAUAUUGACUGCAAUAUCAUUAAAGACUGUGACAAAAGUCGGCACACUGUGCCUAACGGCAGAGACAGGCACAUCAUUUUCAAAUUCGAGGACGCAUCUGUUGAUAAUGUUGGUUCAUUGCUCAAUAAUUUGGAUAAAGGGACAUCUAACAAACAAAAGCAGGAAGAGGAACCAACAGCAGUCAUUUUGGACCUGUUGGUUGAGGAUGAGAAGUCUAGAGUUGAUGUUCUUCAGAAAUCCACUGACAUCUCAAUCGAGGAGGCCAGUCUCGAUAAUAGAGAAGACUUGAAUAACAAAAGGGCUUUGACUACACUAGCAGAUAAACUUGUGGAAAGCUUCUUAAGUGAUGCGGUGAAGCAAUUUCAGAAGAUCAAGAAAGACAAAGAGGAGAAGUUAUCAGCUGCUAAUCAGUUGAAAAGAGACUUCAUCAAUGAAGAUGAUGGACUUAGAAGCAACAAAUUUAAGUCUCAGAGCAGGUCUUCAUCUAAAACAAAGACCGAGAGUUUCCGCUCCUCAUUUGAUGAUGAUCAGGAGGAGCUUUCAUCUCCAGAGCAUUGCAACAGACCUGAGAGCCCUGUACUGGGUACGAGUGGACAGGAAGAGCUAGCUAAACGUCUGGCAGAGCUGGAACUGAGCCGUGAGCUCUUCGAUGUCCUUGGUGAUGAGCAGGACUGGUUUGAUGAGGACUUUGGUCUCAGUUCACGAAAACAACAGCAGAAGCAAAAACGUCAACAGCAGCAAGAUGGGAUUUCUAGCUCCUUGAGUUUAAGUGCGGGAGAACAGGUCAAAACACCACCCAGGCCUGAACUUCCCGUGCAGAUGAAGCAACCUGAGGAGCCUGCCAUCAUUGUUCCUCACACUGUCCAGGAGGUGGAGAAACUGGUCAUCGCUGCUACUCGGGAGAUCUGGAAAAGCUGCAAACUGGGUCAUGGUAGACCAAGCCUGAUUGGAGUAUCCAAACCUCAGCCCUCUAAUAUUUUUCUGGAAGGAGACUCCAAAGCCAGUGACCUGGAGACUCAAUGCCAACAAAGCUACAAACUGGCCAUCUUUGAUUUAUCAUGGGAAGUUAUUCAAGACAUCUAUGCAGAAGAUCCAAAAGUUGAUCAGCCACAAUGGAUGAAGCCACGUCGCCUUAAUUCCACCUACUUCCAUCAGGUGAAAUGCCCCAAUGACAUCACAAUAGUCCAGGAAUUUGUCACCACUGAGGUACUGAAGUUGUGUGGUCUAAAGAAAGAGCAGAACCAGAAAACAGACUGGCAGAAAAUGAUCAAAUUUGGACGGAAAAAGCGAGACAGAGUUGACCACAUUCUAGUCCAGGAGUUGCAUGAAGAGGAAUCCCAGUGGGUGAACUAUGAUGAGGAUGAACUUUUUGUAAAGAUGCAGCUUGCUGAUGGGAUUUUUGAUGCCUUGCUAAAAGACACUGCUGACGUUCUGACCCAAAUCCAAGAGAAGAAGUCCAAAAGAACUCUUUGAUGAUGCCUGUACAGAGAUAUGUUUUAGGUACCUUCUGUUAAACACAAAAUAAAGGAUUUGGCAUAAAAGGACUCUCAGUGAGGAAUUCUCUUUCAGUCUGCUUGUGCAAUCCACGGAAAGUUGUGGAUCCAGGAUUCCAGGCCACAACACCUUGUCAGAGGUCUGACUUGUCAUGGAGUUGUUCACAUUCUCAUCCGGGAAGUCUGAUGAACUCAGCUCUUGAUGGUCCGGUGUUAAUUGUAGCAGCUGUUUGGGUCCAGAUUCCUCAUACUGUGUCUGUUCAUCACCGCUGCUAAAACUGGCUCUGCCAUUCUCAAGUCUUGUGAUUAAAACUCAAGGGUCAGAUCAAAUCAGGACAGAACUAAAGACUCAAAGACUUGUUUUUAUUUCCAACUAGAUUGUAUCAUAAGAAAUACUUUUUUUUUUUCUUCUUUAAUUCUA